UCUCCAGACGGUUGACGCCCGGACUUGUACGUAAGGAAGGAAGGAGCAGCCUCUCUCCAAGAUGGCGGCGACCAUAGACAACAGCAAUGCCGUACAGGCGACAAAGAAAAAGCACCUCGGGAUCCCUGAAGCCGUGUUUGUGGAGGAUGUCGACUCUUUUAUGAAGCAGCCAGGCAACGAGACGGCAGAUUCAGCAUUGAGGAAACUGGACGAACAGUACCAGAAAUAUAAAUACAUGGAGCUCAACCUGUCUCAAAAGAAACUCAGGUUGAAAAGCCAGAUUCCACAAAUCACACAGACGCUAGAAAUCCUAAGGCACAUGCAGAAGAAAAAGGAGACCACAGACCCCAUGGAAACACACUUCCUAUUGGCUGACAAUGUUUACUGCAAGGCCUUAGUGCCGCCCACCAAUAAAGUCUGCCUAUGGUUAGGGGCUAACGUCAUGUUAGAGUACGACAUCGAUGAAGCCCAGGCUCUCCUAGAGAAGAACCUUUCAACAGCAUCUCGUAACCUAGAGACACUCGAGGACGAUCUGGAUUUCCUGCGAGACCAGUUCACCACCACCGAAGUCAACAUGGCACGAGUCUACAACUGGGACGUGAAGAGAAGGAGCAAAGAAAACCUCCUCAAAUCAGCAGACAAGUCUUAAUAUCGACAUGGCAGCGUCCACUCCCCCCUUCUGCUAACCUUCUUCUCCUUAGUCAUAUUAAAAAACCGACCCUGAAGUCAUGUGUGUGUGUUCACCCCAGAGCUCGGCAGAUAAGAAGGCAUGUUUGAAAUGUCUCUAGAAGUUUCAGUGUGCUGAAUGAAUGUGUGCACGCUUAGUUAUUCUGUUUUGUUUUGAACAUGCCUUCUGUCGGGUCGAGCUCAAACGUCCACCACUACUGUUUUCUGUUGAUUUGUUACUUUUUAAAGUAUUUUUUCAAGUAAAAACUAACAAAAAAAACAAAGGCAACGAGGCAACUUUUGUAUUCUUUUUAAUGAUUUAAGUAUGUUCCUGUUAUCUUUGGGAGAUUGUGAGUGAGGGCUCUCUCGCAUCGUCUUUUGUUCCCGGCAUUUUCCCUCCUUACAGACCGCUCAGUUCCUCAACCCGCAUCACCGUUAACACAUGAGACUUUUACUUGAGUUGUUAGUUCUUGAAAAGCACCCAGUUGCCGUUACGCUCAGUAGAAUUGGGUUUGUAGGAUGACAAAGAUAACAACAGAUGAAGUUGUUUACAGAAUAAAACGAGUUCUGCCUUGUGGCUCCAGUUUUCACUCACUACAGGACUUUAAGGGGUUCAGAAGGAUCGACUGGUCCUGCUCCAAACCGGCGCCUCCUCCUCCGUUCUCCUGACUUUACACACUCGAACCUCUUCUUCCUCUCCUCUCCGGUUUUCCUUCUCCCCCUCCUCUUCCCCUUUAGCCGCUGUUCUGUCUGUAUUUAUUUGUCUCUCACUGUAUUCAUUAAACAAUGAAUGAAGUAAAAGAAGAACAUUUGGGCAAAGAGACGAGACCUUGACCUGUUGCUCUGUGUGUUCAUUCUUCUUCAGGUUAGAAAAGGUUUUGCAACAUGAAAAUAAUUAUGAAGCGUUUCAUUCAUUGAUAUCUAACUGGAAAAUAAGGACAGGAUUUGAUGAUAAUUUUAAAAAUAAAUCCGUAAAUAAAUAGACUAAAUUACUAAAAGUAUGUAUUUAUUGACUUUAUUGAUGUUGUUUCUACAAAUCCCAGUAAUUUGACCUAUUUUAUGCUGUAUUAAUUUAUAAGUUAAUAAAUGAUUUCUUAUAGCAAAUUUCAAUGUCAAUUGAUGAAAUGCUUAGUAAUUCAGUCUAUUUUGAUUUUAACUGUCCAAUUACAUAUAAAGGAAUUAAAGACUUGACAAAUGAAUUGGAUAACCAUAAAUAAAUAAACCAAUGUAAUGCUUUAUAAUUAUUUCCAUUACACUUGUUGUCUCCUAUAAGCUUAUAAUUUUCAACCUGUUGCUGAAAUGAUUGUUUUCCCCUCAGUUCAUCCCUCCUGUCCUUUCUCCUACAGCUAUAUCUAUAACUUUUCCCUGACUUCCUGCCGAAUGUGGCUUCCUUGUGAUUUUCCUUUCAUUCAUCCUUUCCUCUUCCAGCUUCAAACUUUGCAAAAAGAAGCCUAAAAAAGUUGCUAGUGAGAGGAAACCCUGUAAGCCAUUCAGACUCAAUGCAUUCGUGCAGUUUUCUGAACAGGAAGCUGCUUUUUUGAUUUGUUUUAAGGACGGGUUGCUAUUUCUCAAAGCUGUACUGUUUACCCGCCUCAGUGCUCCUACCCAGUGGUCAUUUGUGGGACUACAGUACAUUUAACACUGUCCCCUCCCCCCCAAAGACAAAAUUGCGACAACGAUAUUGCGAUUUCCCAGUAAGUUAUCAAAUUGCUAUAACAUUUGGCAUGAACCCGGCACUUUUGGUCAAUAGUGGAGUGCAACUAAGUCUACCAACUCCAGGUUAGUUGUACUUUUGCUUACACUUGAGUAUAGGACUGUAUAUAGUAAAACACUGACAGGGAACAUUUUUCUGCAUAAGUACUUUUAAUUCUGACACUUUACACACUUACCUACUGUAAGGUCUUGAAUGCAGGACUUUCACAGUAUUUUGGAGUAUUUUCACAGUGUGGUAUUUAGUACUACUGCGACUUACUUAAUUUAAGGUUCUUAAUACUUCUUCCACCACUUCACUUUUGGGACACCUGUGUCUGGGCCUCCAGGUGAGACGGCUGCUUUUCCCGGUUAAGGCAGAUGUGCGGGGUUUGUGGAGGAAGAGGAAACGGUCUCUCAUUUAGAGGAAAUUCAAGAUGUUUUGAAAACCACUUACAAGGUUGAUGCUGAAGAUGUCAACAGUAGAGAGAUACAUCCAUCGUCCCGAGCAACAAGAUGAAUACGCCUCCUCAGCUCAUGUCAGUGACAGAACUCCAAACAAUAUCACGCAGAUUCUUGGGCACAUUUGGUUCUGCUGAUGUUUGCGGCCUUCAUGUGAUGUCAGAACAUUUUAUAUUAAAUGUUCAUACUGUAUUACUUGAAUUGGCAACUAUGGUAUUGGGAGUUCGACCUAUGUCUAUUUUCCCUCUUAAGCGUUUAUUUCUCAAGCAUUGCUGUUUUAACACAAAUAAAAAGAAAUUCAAAAAUCUGA
Micropterus dolomieu (smallmouth bass) is the source of this 3127-nucleotide messenger RNA. RefSeq names its product von Hippel-Lindau binding protein 1 (gene vbp1). Bases 62 to 649 code for a protein of 195 amino acids. The record is from RefSeq and is a predicted model, not a curated record. Gene Ontology annotation, cellular component: prefoldin complex; cytoplasm. The transcript is spliced from 6 exons. Gene Ontology annotation, molecular function: tubulin binding. Gene Ontology annotation, biological process: microtubule-based process; protein folding; tubulin complex assembly. Lineage: Eukaryota; Metazoa; Chordata; Actinopteri; Centrarchiformes; Centrarchidae.